Molecule: messenger RNA, 1368 nt
Organism: Radiomyces spectabilis
Lineage: Eukaryota; Fungi; Mucoromycota; Mucoromycetes; Mucorales; Radiomycetaceae
Product: glutamate 5-kinase
Exons: 5
Coding region: 46-1290 (414 amino acids)
Cellular component (GO): cytoplasm; cytosol
Molecular function (GO): glutamate 5-kinase activity; ATP binding; RNA binding
Source: RefSeq, a predicted model, not a curated record
GUAUUUCGAUGCUUGUUCAUCGUUUCUUGCCCCUUGAUUGAUUGCAUGCUUCAUAAAAACGCACAAAAUACCACUCGUCCCAACAAGAGUUCUUUGACGAUUGUCAUUAAAGUGGGAACUUCAUCCAUUUGCGAUGAGAAGACCCACUUUCCGUUACUGUCCAACUUAUCUUCCCUGGUGGAAGCGGUCCUGAAGCUGAAAUCGCUCGGUCAUCGAGUUGUCUUGGUGACAAGUGCAGCUAUUGGCACCGGUCUUCGACGAUUGAAUAUGGCAGAGAAACCUUCCAAACUCUCAGCUAUUCAGGCUCUCGCUGCCGUGGGUCAAGGACGUCUCAUGGCUCUCUAUGACGACUUAUUUGGUCAAUUCCAUCAACCCGUAGCUCAAAUUCUUUUGACUAAAAACGAUCUGGCCGACCGAUCACAAUACUUGAAUGCUGUAAAUUGUCUUGAAGAAUUACUGACAAUGGGUGUGGUGCCUAUUGUCAACGAAAACGAUACCAUUUCCACCCAGGGCGUUCGAUUUGGAGACAACGAUACACUUUCAGCUAUUACGGCAGGGAUGGUGAAGGCGGAUUAUUUGUUCCUGUUGACGGAUGUGGAUUGUUUGUAUACGGAUAAUCCUCGUUCUAAUCCUGAUGCAAAACCGGUAUUGGUAUGCGACGAUAUUGGAUCUCUCAAAGAGAAAGUGUCUGUUACAUCGCGAGGAUCUGCAUUGGGUACGGGCGGAAUGAUGACCAAAUUAAUCGCUGCUGAUCUAGCGACUGCGGCGGGUGUAACCACGAUAAUUGCUCAUGGUGCCACGCCCAGUAACAUUAUCAAGAUUAUCCAAGCCGAUGCGGCAGAUGAGAAGGAAUUGGAAGUGGCUCGCUCAACGGCGGCAUUGCCGAUGUAUACUCGAUUUACAGCCAAGAACAACCCCUUGUUGGACCGCAAAUGGUGGAUUCUUCACGGAUUACAUACGGCUGGUAUCAUUUACGUCGAUGAAGGUGCGGCUCGAGCUAUUCUGUCUCCCAAACAGCGAUCCAGUUUAUUUGCAGCGGGUAUUGUCGAUGUGGCGAAUAGCUUUGUUUCUCAACAGGCGGUUCAGAUUGUGUACCGAAAACAGAUCAGUGACAACGAAUUCACCGAUGUGGUCAUUGGCAAGGGAUUGGUGAAUUAUUCAGGCAGCGAAGUGGCGAGAAUUAAGCGAUGCAAAAGUUCCGAAAUCCCCGGCAUUUUGGGUUACAUCGAUGCCGAAUGUGUCAUUCAUCGAGAUAAUCUCGUGAGAACCAUGAAAGAAGAGCAACUGUAAAUUUUUGCCCUCCCUUCUCCUGGUGCCGCUGUAUGAUGUUAUUGGUUGUUCAUAGAUAGUUUUUAUUUUCGUUCCGGC